UUUAUCUCCUGGAUGCGGUGGGGUUUCCAGUGCUGGAAAAAAUGCUGCAAAGGGUAUAAAUUUGUUCUUGGACAAUGCAUCCCAGAAGAUUACGACGUGUGUGCCGAGGCUCCCUGUGAACAGCAGUGCACGGAUAACUUCGGCCGAGUGCUGUGCACCUGUUAUCCAGGGUUCCGGUACGACCGGGAGAGACACCGGAAGCGCGAGAAACCUUACUGCCUGGAUAUCGACGAGUGUGCCACCAGCAACGAGACGCUGUGUGCACACACGUGCAUCAACACCGUGGGCAGCUACCGCUGUGAAUGCCGGGAGGGUUACAUCCAGGAGGACGACGGGAGGACGUGCACCAGGGGAGACAAAUACCCCAACGACACUGGAACCAUCUUCCUGGCCGUGGAGCCGUCACCUCCUGACCGGGGGAUCCUCUUCUCUUUCCAGAUUGCCCUGCUCCCCAACAGUGCUGCCGACCUGGGCAAGUACAUCAUGGGCAACAAGAUGCUGGCCUCAAACACCUACCUUCCGGGACCUCCUGGGCUGCCUGGGGGCCAGGGCCCUCCGGGCUCACCAGGACCAAAGGGGAGCCCAGGCUUCCCUGGUAUGCCGGGCCCUCCUGGGCAGCCCGGCCCGCGGGGCUCAAUGGGACCCAUGGGACCAUCUCCUGAUCUGUCCCACAUUAAGCAAGGCCGGAGGGGCCCUGUGGGUCCGCCAGGUGCGCCAGGAAGAGAUGGCUCUAAGGGGGAGAGAGGAGCUCCUGGACCCAGAGGGUCACCGGGACCCCCUGGGUCUUUCGACUUCCUGCUCCUUGUGCUGGCUGACCUCCGCAAUGACAUCGCCGAGCUGCAGGAGAAGGUGUUUGGGCACCGGACACACACUUCAGCAGAGGAGUUCCCUGUACCUCAGGAAUUUUCCAGCUAUCCGGAAACCAUGGAUUUUGGCUCUGGAGAUGAGUACCCAAAAAGAACCGAGAUGAGGGACUUGGGACCCACAAGAGACUUUUACCCUUAGCACAUCCCAUCAUCAUCAUGCCAAAGGAGGAGAAAAGAGUGUUUUCACCUGCAGUUAAAUCAUAGAAAGAAAAAAAAAAAACAACCCAACCCACUGGAGACCUAGAAAAGAUACAUCUUUAAUUUCUUUCACUCUUUUCCUGCCUUUUUCCCUCCUGCUCUUCUUCUAAAUAAUAUUUUCAGAGUCCCCUGCCAGAGACAUGAGGGAGUAAGUCACUCAUUUACCUGCUUCCCUCCAAGAGCCAGCUGGGGGCCGGGGGGGGGGGUGGUACAUAUUGGAACUUUCCUUUUACUUCCUUCUUGUUCACGAGUUUCUGGAUUUCUGAGUUAGGUACUCUCAUGGUGUCUUAAAGUUUAGCAGAAUAUCCAAAAGGGAAAGGUGGCAAGGUGAACUCUGAGAAGACAUGAGGUUACUUAUUAAAAAAAAAAAAAAAAAUAGUUGUGUGUCCAAAAUAGACUAUUACUCAGUAUUAAAAUUAGCCUUCUUUAAUUAAAAGGGGGAAGACAACAAUGUAUGUUUACCUUGGUGGAUAAUUCUUUUUCCUUGUCAAUCUAAUAUAUUUUAAAUAUUCUAUCCUCUUAUCCAACCUUGUUUCCCAAUUUUGAUUAAAGGAAGGAGGGAAAUAAGGAGCAGAGAUUAGGGAAGACGGAGGAAAAUUAUAGUCCUAUAUUUCCUGUCCUAUGAGUUGCCACAUUCUAAAUUCCAAUAUGACUAUUAAGGGUUUGUGCCAUGCAUAUCUGUAAGUUUCCUCUUCAGAGAAGAUUAUUACUCUAGCUGUAGGAGUAAAUCCUCUUCUCAAAACAAAGUAAAUGAAUGAAGUGCCCAGAUUCUCAUUAGAAUAAUGGGCUCCUGGUUUGCCAAGACACUUUAAAGCUAUUUGAUCAAAUGAAUGGGCUUGCUCAGUAAAUCACGGAUUGUUAAAUAAGGGUGGCCGACCCUUAGGGACCCCCGCUGAGUGGCCUGACUCUGGGUGCCCGGGAGAGGCCGUUACACUGUGAUCCUAGUUAGAUCAGUGUGCACUGUUCUAGCUGGAGGCUGGAAGGAGGUCGCUCGCUUGGGUCACUGGGGAGGGAGAAGGGGAGCCUCAGGCAGGGUCCCCACAGAAUCGGCAGAGGCAAGUUAAUUUGCACUCCUUGGGAAUUGGAAGUCCUUGUCUGGGGCCAGCAAAGCUUGCCAAUACAGAGAGUAACACACUUUUGGACAUCCUCUUGGAUGCAGAGCGAAGAAAUAACAGUUUUUCUUGUUUGGCAGAAAUUUCCUUCCCACUAUUCCCAUUUUUCCUUAAUUUUCCAUCAUUUAGUCCAAGUUCUAGUUCUCACAGGCCUUCUCCUUGAUCCCCCUUCCUCAGCAGAUGUGGGAAGCAGCUGGGAAAGGGGUGUAUUCUCAAACCUGCCAGUGAGUCUGUGGUCGCCCAUACACCUCUGGGUCCCAGAGGGAGGCGUAUUCCAGAAAAGACUUCCUCUGGUUCCUUAGAAAUGGGAGCAAGAGAAACCCUGAAGAGAUCAGCAGGAGCAUCUGCUCCUUUGGAAUAUCAUCGGGGAACCUCUUGGUUUUGAUGGGGAGCACACCGUUUUCCUCAAGUCCCCAUUGGAUCUGCCACCCAGAAAGGCAGCCACCUGUUUGGGGGCCCUUUCCCUCCCUAUACUGAGCGUCACAGAUGAUGCUGGUCACACACUUGCUCAUGGUGGGGUUCCUCUUCCCUGCCCUGCGAUUUCUCCCCACAUUUCUGGGAGGUGUGUGCUUGCCUCUCUUUUUCCUUGUUGCCCUUCAUUUAACUCUCCUCCUGGGAAAGCUUGUUGACGAGAGCACUGUUGGUGUGCGGACACCCGCCUCCUUGCCACCUUCUCUCUCCAGAACGCUAGGAAGGGCUCCUGUUUGUGGGUCUCCCGCGACAACGACCUGCCCUGCCUUGUUGCCAUCAGGGUACAAGUACUGACUCCAGUCAGUCAGCCACUGCCUGGGCUUUUCGUUUCUUCCUCUUGCACAAUUCCCGGUACCAGCCCGCCAAAAGGUCACAGCGACAAGCAAAUGCAUUCUCAGUGCUCCUUUUCUAGCAUUUUCCCUCCCCCUUCAGUCUCUCCAGAGUCUGAUCUCCACAGCCGGAGGCCUCGCCAACCUCGGGUUCACCGAGAGCUGAGCUAAGCCGCUGUUGAUUCCCAUCUGGAACGCAUUUAAUGCCGCCUGUUCGCAGAGCACAGUAUUUAAAGGGUGUGGAUGGAUGGGUGCUAAAGCAAAUUAUUCACAGGUCUUAUGAAAGACGAUUAGGUCCAUCUUUGAUUUUUUUUUUUUAAUGAGGAUUUGUGUUUAGAAAUACAAACUUCUUUAUUGUCAAAUUCUAAAAUGCAACCAAAACUGCAUGUUUGACCAGAGGCUAGGAUAAUAUAUAUUAAAAAAGGAACUGAAGGAAGCAAUAUCUGGCAUUCAUGAGCCUACUCUACAUCCUAUUCUCCAGCAAAUCACACAAGAACCUGUAGAACUUCAAUCUGCUAGAUGAGGGCAGUUUAUAGCUGUUCAUCCUCAGAUUUUCAAAACUUGGACUGCUAUUCAGGACCAAAUAGGUACUCUGUAUGCCCAAAUUAUACUGUUCAAAGAUAAGACACAAUACUGUUACUCCUAAUGUAUCUUUAGGUUAUGGAUAGAACGUCAAAGCUCAUUGGCUAAACAGGGCUUCUCAAAACCUAAUGGGGGAUAACAUUUGCUACAGCUUUGCUAAGCCACUCCGUGUUUUAUGGGGGAGAAGAGAUCUUUGUGGAAAUGUUGACUUUUCAUUUUUUGCAUUGCAUCCUGAUAACUAGAAUUUAGAAUAGGAACCUAAUCAUUGCUUUUGUUUUUGGAAAGCUGUGGGAAUAAAAAUAGGCUGUUGAAAAUAGUGCAAGGAGAGCAUACAUUUUAGUUUAGGAAAAUCCUCCUCCCUCCCCAGUUCCAGAAGGAGAAAUUAUAAGCUUUAUUAUGCCGAAGUGGGGGGGGGUGGUACAAAGGCAAAGCUGCCUUCUCUGUCCUGGGUUUAUGCCACCAUCCGCCACUGAGUGAACUGACCAACUGAAGUCAUCUCUGCUGUAUAAACUCAGGCAGGUGGGUCCAUAUGCACACUGGCACACCAAAUACCAGGUGAAGGGCACCCCGGUCCUGGUCCUGCUCCCUCUCCAGGAUUCACAACUACUCUUUGCCUUGUGAUGGCUUUUCCCAGGCAGGCAGGGGCAGAUCGUCGCUGUGACUAGGCGCCAGGCACCUCCUUGCACCGAGGGCAAGUCCCUCAUCACACUUUGGGUAUCACUGCCCCUCCCACUCCCCAAGGCCGGCCUGUCACACAGAGACAGGAGCCUCAUUGUGCAACCUUGACAUCUCUCAGAUAACCUUCCUGAAAGGGAAAUUUAUUUGUAGGAAUCCAGGCCAAACAGCUAAUAGAAUAGAGCCAUCUCAAGUUGUUGUUAAUGAAUUCAGGGAAAUAGAUGAAGUUUUUCCUGGCAUGGUCAGCAUGUGUAUUUCCCAACAAAUCAAAAAAUAAUUUUCCAUAUGAAGGAAAAAAAAACCCUCAUGACUGUAAUUGUUAAAGCAUAAAAUCUUGGACUUCACAGCCUCCUUCAAAAAAUAUUACUGCUUUAGGGAAAGUCUAGAAGACAGACCCUUCUACACAUCCCCCAGAGACCCUCGGCAUUCUUUACGAGAUCCUAAGAGCACGUGCCCUGGAGGAUUCUGUGUGUGUCACGACUGUUUUUAUUUCGCAGUGACUAGUCCUAUACUUCAGUAGCUGGGUUCAUUAUUUAUAACAGGUCCAUAUCACAGUUGAGCUAAUAUUCAAACAGUUAUGGAUGUGAUACUAUGAAGUACUUUUGAUAAGAUUAUAUAUGCUUAAUAAAGUUAUUUUUCUUA
Messenger RNA from Leptonychotes weddellii (Weddell seal), 4875 nucleotides. The record is from RefSeq and is a predicted model, not a curated record. NCBI's taxonomy places the organism in Eukaryota, Metazoa, Chordata, Mammalia, Carnivora, Phocidae.